AUGCCCUAUGCCCUGCCACCACAGGACACAACACAGCAUGCCCUAUGCCCUGCCACCACAGGCCACUACACAGCAUGCCCUAUGCCCUACACCACAGGCCACUACACAGCAUGCCCUAUGCCCUACACCACAGGCCACUACACAGCAUGCCCUACACCACAGGCCACUACACAGCACGCCCUAUGCCCUACACCACAGGCCACUACACAGCACGCCCUAUGCCCUACACCACAGGCCACUACACAGCACGCCCUAUGCCCUACACCACAGGCCACUACACAGCACGCCCUAUGCCCUACACCACAGGCCACUACACAGCACGCCCUAUGCCCUACACCACAGGCCACUACACAGCACGCCCUAUGCCCUACACCACCGGCCACUACACAGCAUGCCCUACACCACCGGCCACUACACAGCAUGCCCUACACCACCGGCCACUACACAGCAUGCCCUAUGCCCUACACCACCCACUACACAGCAUGCCCUAUGCCCUACACCACCCACUACACAGCAUGCCCUAUGCCCUACACCACCCACUACACAGCAUGCCCUAUGCCCUACACCACCCACUACACAGCAUGCCCUAUGCCCUACACCACCCACUACACAGCAUGCCCUAUGCCCUACACCACCCACUACACAGCAUGCCCUAUGCCCUACAUCACCCACUACACAGCAUGCCUUAUGCCCUACACCACCCACUACACAGCAUGCCCUAUGUCCUACGACACAGCAUGCCCUAUGCCCUACACCACAGGCCACUACACAGCAUGCCCUAUGCCCUACACCACAGGCCACUACACAGCAUGCCCUAUGCCCUACACCACAGGCCACUACACAGCAUGCCCUAUGCCCUACACCACAGGCCACUACACAGCAUGCCCUAUGCCUUACACCACAGGCCACUACACAGCAUGCCCUAUGCCCUACACCACCCACUACACAGCAUGCCCUAUGCCACAGGCCACUACACAGCAUGCCCUAUGCCCUACCACCGCUACACGGCAUGUCAUAUUCACUGCCUCUCUGAUCUCUCUCAGCCAGCAUGACAUGCAGUUGCUGCCUGCCAGGGGAAAGAACACACAGAUAUGA
Molecule: messenger RNA, 1095 nt
Organism: Salmo salar (Atlantic salmon)
Lineage: Eukaryota; Metazoa; Chordata; Actinopteri; Salmoniformes; Salmonidae
Source: RefSeq, a predicted model, not a curated record